Molecule: messenger RNA, 3937 nt
Organism: Chlamydomonas reinhardtii
Lineage: Eukaryota; Viridiplantae; Chlorophyta; Chlorophyceae; Chlamydomonadales; Chlamydomonadaceae
Exons: 6
Coding region: 205-2748 (847 amino acids)
Source: RefSeq, a predicted model, not a curated record
ACAUACUUCCGCUGGCCUGACAUAAUUACAAUAUAUUGUCACAAAUGCCUGUCACAAUGAGCCCCUUGCGCCGCUAGCGAACCACAGCGCUUACUCCGCGCCCCAGCAUCGGCUCACCUCGGCUUACCGCAUACGCGCAGCGAAGCUCCAGCAGCUUUCGCUCCUAGUUCUUAAGCUACCUACUACUUCAUUUCUGCUCAGUGUAUGCAGAAAUGGACGCUGGACGCAACAUCCCUUGUUUCGUUUGCGCUUGUUGUCGCUGCGAGCGUAUCUCUUCCUGCGCCUGUCCAUGUGGCGCUGCUCGUCAGUGAGCUGGCCUUCGCGGCCACCGCCUUCUCGCGCUACAGGGCAUUCAACUCUGCCGCGCGAAAUGGCGCCGGCUCCGCUGCGAGCUGGAUCUCCUACGUCGCCACACGCCUGCUGCCCACCGCCUACGCCUCCUCCCCCUCCUCUCCCACUUCCUCCUAUGAUGAUGAGUGCGGCGGCGACCAGGCAGAGGCGGCGGCGGCCAAGCUGUUUGAUGAGUCCGAGGGCCAUCUUGGCCUACUGGAGGGCGGGCACCUGAUCACGCAGUGGUUCGCCGGCCUGGCCGGACCCCACCAACUCAAGCCCAGCCACGUGACUCAGCUGCUGUCGUACCUGCUGCUGCUGCCGCUGUCCGGCGCCGCUGAUUCGUCAUCUCCUGCUGGUGCUCCCGCCCAGUGCCCGCGCGUGCGAGCCUGGGCCUCACGCCUGAUGACCAUCCUGAACCUGAACCCCUCCAACAAUGCCAAUGCCAGCCACGACAACAACGCCUCGGAGGACAUCUCGCCCGCCGCCGCUACCGCCACGACUCAGGAGGAGGAGGCCCGGCUGCUUGCCUGCAACGCCGAGCCGCUCACCGCCAGCUACCGGCCCUUGGUGUUCUACCUGCUCAUGGAGGCCGUUGCCGCCGCCACCCACGUGGCCCUUCGACUGAUGGGCUUCCGCGCCGCCGCCACGCCCAACGGCUGCGCCCAGGUGUACGUCUGGACGCCGCCCGCCGCCGCCGCCGCCACUGACGCCACUGACGCCACGGCCGCUGAGGAGACCGAGCCCUUGGUCUUCCUGCACGGCAUUGGUCUGGGCCUGACGCCGUACGUGCGCAUGCUGGGUCGUCUGGUGGCGGGCGCCGCCGGCCGCCGUGCCGUAUACGCGGUGCAGUACAAGCACGUGUCCAUGCGCCUCACCACCCGCAUCCCGGCGCCGCACGAGGUCGCCGCCGAUGUGGGCGCCUUUCUGAUGCGCGAGGGUGUGACGCGCAUGUCGGUCCUGGCCCACUCGUACGGCACACUGGUCGCCUCGGCGCUCAACAAGGCCGCCGCCGCCAACCCCGCCGCCGCGCCCGCCAUCACCCGCCUGACCCUGGUCGACCCCGUCUGCUUCGCCAUGUUCCUGCCGCACCUGGUCCGCAACGCCAUCUACCAGCAGCCCGUCGUGGCCGCCGCCACCGCCGCCGAAGCUGCCGCCGCGCCCGCCGCCGCCUCGGUUGGCGGCGGGCUGCUGCGGCAGCUGCUCAAGGGCCUCGUGGUGGCGGAGUUCCACUGCUCCGUGGCCCUUCGCCGCCGGCUGGACUGGACCACAGUCAAUCUGUGGCCCUCCGAGCUUCCAGCCAACUCCACCAUCGUGCUGUCGGGUCGCGACAACCUGGUGCCGGUGGCCGAGGUCCGCCAGAUCCUGGCCAACCGCGCCAAGCGUGUCGCCUCCGACGCCAACGCCGCCGCCUCCCUGCCCACCGUGCUCCACCACGCCCACAUCGGCCACGGCGGCUUCCUGGUCGACGCCGACGUGCAGUCUGGCGUGCUAGCGGCGGCUCUGGGCGUGCCCGCCGCCACCUAUGCCGAGCGCAUUGCCGCCGCCACCGCCGCCGCGGCCGCAGCCUCCGCCGCUGCUCCGGCCACCGCCGGUGCCACCGCCGCCGCCAGCGCUGAGAAGCCGGUGGCGGCUGCCGCCACCGCCGCCGAGGCCGCCGCCGCCGCCGCCAUGGCUCCGCCCAACCCGGUCGAGAUGUUCAUCGCCGCCGUGCACAGCUUCGCUGCCAAUGCCAACCUGCUCGCCGCCGCCGCCGCCAGCAACAAGACCGCCACGCCUGCUGCUGCCCCCGCUGCUGCUGGCGCUGACGUCGCGGCUGCUGCGACCACGGCCGCCAAGCACGUGGCGCCACCGACACGCGGCCCGCCCUGUCGACGCCGGCUGCCGCUGCAGCUCCUGCGCCGGCUGCAGCAGAAGCAGCAGCAGGCGCAGCAGGGCCUGUCCGGCCCAGGGGCCGACGCCACCGGUGGCUGUAGCGGCCGCGGCCCGGCGCCCGGCCUGCCCAUGGGCUUUCCGGCUCCAGAGCUGCAGCUUGUUCCUGCCUUCGCGUACAACUCAUCCGCAGUUGCAGGCUGUAGCGGCAGUAGCAGCGGCACGCGUCACCAGCAGCAGCACCCCUACACGCACAGCGUGCCCACGCCCGGCCACCUCUGGAUGGUGGAAGAGGGCCGCCGCGCCAGCUUGCAGCACGCCACGCCCAGCAGCGGCUACAGCCGCCACCAGCACCACCAAGCGUCUGCUGCUGCAGCCUACUCCACUGCCUCGGUGUUACGGGGCUGUAGCAGCAGCGCCGUGGGCACGGUCGUGCGCCGCAAGCUGCUGGCGUCGGCGGCGGUUGGCUCGGCGAACGUGGCGUCUGCGGUGGUGUCCGUGGCUGCCCGCCGCGGCGGUGUCGCGCUGCCGCGCUUCUGCUGGUGACGCUGAUGGUGGUGCAUUGGGGGGGGCGGUGUGCCGCUGAGGCGGGUGGUCGGUCCUCGGGAAGUGAUGUGUGCAGGUGGCUGGUGUGUGUGUGUGUGUGUGUGCUUGUGCUUGUGCUUGUGCUUGUGCUUGUGCUUGUGCUUGUGCGCUGUGUGUGAGAUCGCGAUGGUGGCACGGACGGGCGCGCUGUGGCGUGCCCGUGUCAAGUUGAGAGAAGAUCGAGCGACAUGAAUGCCGUCCUCAUGUGUUGCUGCUACGCUACGGACAUUCCGGGACCCUGUACCAAUAGUUGUCAAUGCCUCGGCGCCUAGCUAUCUUCUUUGGGUGGGUCACUAAGGCCCACACGUCACACUGUGUAGUGUGUGUGUAAGUGAGUGUGUGUACGUGCUCUGGAGUACAGCGGAAACAGCAGUAGUGAGAGCGAGAGGCUGCUGGUAGCAGGUCGGGCGUUGCGUGGCAGGAGGCUGGGUAAGUAAGCCCAGAUGCACGCGGUGAUUAUUAUUUGAGGCUUGAAUCUUCAUAUCGGAACGCACACAACAGCAGGUGUUCCGCCAGAAAUGCAGUUCAUUCGUGGUCGUAAAGUUGCCGGUCGCGACCCUGUGUGUUUCCCUCGCCUCCUGCCACGCGCGUGUGCGCGGCUCAAGUGGACUAUGAAGUUUUGACGGGACAGUACCGCACGACAUCAUGCCUAUAUAAAUCCUUUCUCGGCUGCUGGUUCCGGCGAUGUUGCCAGUUGGCGGUCUGUGUUUGGCAUUUCUUCAAGCUGCGGGUGUGGCGGCCGCGGGAGCUGGUAUGUGGCUCUCGAGGGGGGUCACGGGCUGUACGCCCGUGUGCGCCGAAGUGGGGACUUGAUGUACAAUACAACGGCACAUAGAGAAAUAAGAGAAUGAAGAGGUGCCAUAGACCUUGGACCGAGUCGACCGAGCAUGUGAUGAGGCGUGCAGGGUUGGCCUGCUAACGUGACACCUCAAACAAGUGCUUCAUGCCCUGCUAGACGGUUUGCUGACUUGAGAGUGAUAUCCCAAUUUAGUGCUGAAGACGCCACAUGGCCUCGAGGAGUGGAAAGUAAGCGAUGAGCCUGGGUAGCGGCGAGUGCCAUGCAUGUGUUCCGAGCAAAGGGGGGGUCGUGGUGGCCGCGCUGUGGCCCACACGACGUCCCCGCCGUCCACCCCUGUAAUGAUACGAGAGC